AUGCCUGCCCCGUCUCUAGUCGACCUCUGCACAAAAGCAUGCGUUAAGAACGUCCGCAGCCUCAUAGACGUCGGCUCCUUCGAGUACUGGCAAAUCCGCACCGUCUUGCAACGCGUCGAGUCUCCCGAACAACUCCACCAAAUCGAGCAAAACUCCCCUCAGCUUCUAGGUGAAGAUGCCGAGCUUUGGCAAGCCUUCAUCGCAAAACACAUUCCCAACUGGCAGACCAAGAACUACCGGCCCAAGAACCCGACGAAAUGGUACGAGGUUUAUUGCAAAUACAAGAAGGAGCAGAAGGAGGAGAUCGCGCGCGAUGAGGCGAUCCUGCGCACCUCCAUGAUGGGCCUGCAGAAGGCGCGGGAGACGAACGUUAGCAAGAUUGUGGACCUGAAGAUGCUGCCCAAGAUGCCGCGGGAUCCGCGUAUGAUGGCUAACAAUGGCGGGGUGCCGCUGAAGGGGAAGAGUCUGUUUCGGAAGGAGGCCCCGAGUAGCCUGAACUGGACGAGUGGUAGUAAGACGAAGAUGACAAAUGGGAAGAGCGUGUUGACUAGAGCGAGGAGGGAAGCGAAGGAGAUAAGCCAGAUGGGCAAGCUGGCGAAGCCGACCCAUCGGUUGGCCCUGGGACAUGUGCAGAAGGCGCCCGCGGGCAUGGUUAAGGAAUACAGGACUGCGGCGCAGCCCGCCAUUAAGAUUCUGUCGAAGAAGAGUGGUGCAAGUGGUCUUAGCAUCUCUGGCGGGGUGACGGGACCGUCGUUAGAGGAGAGGGAGAGGAAAUUGAGGGCGGCGAUGGGGAGUGGCUCAGGGGCCGGAACGAAUGCUACCAUGGUCGGCUCCUCGGAUGAGGAAGACUUCAUCGUCGACGACGACGACGAUGACCUAUUCGACGAAACGCCAAAGACUCAAGCCAGACCAGCAUCUUCUUCGCGAGUCUCGAGCUCGAGACCUUCAGACCUCAGCUCCAAAGCAAGACCAGCAGGCCCAGCCUCCUCUCCACCGGCCAGAUCGAGAGGCGCAACGUCACCGCAGCCAAAGCCUAUGAUGGCGCCGAGACGGAAAGCAGAAGUCGACAUCUUCAACCGUGGAGCUAAGAAACGCAGGACUGGAUAG
Molecule: messenger RNA, 1107 nt
Organism: Drepanopeziza brunnea f. sp. 'multigermtubi' MB_m1
Lineage: Eukaryota; Fungi; Ascomycota; Leotiomycetes; Helotiales; Drepanopezizaceae
Biological process (GO): transcription elongation by RNA polymerase II
Cellular component (GO): nucleus; elongin complex
Source: RefSeq, a predicted model, not a curated record